AUGCCUGAAUAUUAUCCUGUCUACCUCAACCUGGCUGGCAAAAGCUGCGUCAUCGUGGGUGGCGGCACCGUUGCCCAGGGCAAGAUCGCCGCGCUGCGCGACGCCGGCGCCGACAUCAAGAUAAUCAGUCCGCAGGUUACCGACGGGAUCAAGCGGGCUGUUCAACACGGCGAUGUGGUCUGGAUUCAACGGGAAUACAAACCCGGUGACUUGGGCGGCGCGUUUAUCGCGGUGGCGGCCACCAACGUCUGGCACGUUAAUCGCCAGAUACACGAGGAAGCCGAGAAUCGGGGCGUGUUGCUCAACGUCGUUGACGAUCCGGACCAGUGUACGUUUAUCGCCCCCUCCAUCGUCCGCCGAGAUCCCAUCACAUUGGCGAUUUCAACCGGCGGAGCCAGCCCGGCGUUGGCUCGCAAAAUGCGGGAGGUCCUGUCCGAGGCGCGAAUUUUGCAAUGGGCCGAACUAGCCGGUGUCCUGUCCCAGGCCCGCCGGGUCAUCAAGGAAAAACGUACCGCCAUCGACCCCACCCGCUGGCAAUGUGUGAUCACCGAAGAAUUGCUGCAACUCACCCACAACGGUAACGAUGAUGAAACAGUCGGGAUUAUCCUGAGUCAACUCGAGGAUCCCGGUAUUCCCGAAAUGUGCCCGGAUCUGGCUCAUUGCAGACCCGGUGGGUGUGCCAAACGGGCUGCCAUGCGCGCCGCGGAGGCAGUGAGUUGA
Molecule: messenger RNA, 720 nt
Organism: Geodia barretti
Lineage: Eukaryota; Metazoa; Porifera; Demospongiae; Tetractinellida; Geodiidae
Source: the annotation of a GenBank genome assembly